AUGACGUUUACUAAAGUUCUCCCCGCUGAUCGUUAUGAGGGAACCGUCGAUGGAAUUGCCAUUAAAUGGACUCACAACGCUAAAGCUAGGCUGACUACUAAUGCCAUCGAAUACCGAGUGAACGCUACCGCUAUGAAGGCAGCUACUGAGUACUUUACGCACAAGUGCUCUAAGCGCCUGGGGAAGGCCACUGCCAUAAUAAUUGGAUCUUUCCAUAAAUUCACCACUAUCACCAGAACCGGCAAGGAGAAAGCGGCCCACUCCCAUAUAACGCUUUCCUUAAAUCCAGGCGGCGUCAAGGUCCAUGUGAACGUUACCUUGCCCGAAGGGGGGGGCCCGUAG
Messenger RNA from Aspergillus costaricaensis CBS 115574, 342 nucleotides. RefSeq lists its product as uncharacterized. The coding region runs from base 1 to 342 and encodes 113 amino acids. NCBI's taxonomy places the organism in Eukaryota, Fungi, Ascomycota, Eurotiomycetes, Eurotiales, Aspergillaceae. The transcript has 2 exons. The record is from RefSeq and is a predicted model, not a curated record.